CGGAGAAUUAAUGAAUCUCGAUGCUGGUCCCCAGAAUACAACUAACAGGAAAAGAUCAUAGAAGUAACCGUUUUCUGUUAUUCCUCUGUCUACAAAUUGGUGGAUCAGUAAACAUCAAGCUGAUUCCUCUACUUGCACAUAGUUGUAUCUACUGAAGAUAAAAAUUGUCGUAAUUUCAACUUAUUUUCUACGACCUACCAGACCUCCACUACUGACUCCCGUUGUUCUUCUAAAAGACGAAGACCUACAUAAGAAGACCUACAACAUAAAUACUAAAUAGUUGAACUAGUACUUUCUUCACCUAGUACAACUACAUCACUAAACUAAAUAAACAAAAUGGAGGCCGUUGAUGCUUUUGAGGCCUUGAAGGCAGGCGAGGAGGGGAACGACAAGGCUAUGACGCCGACUAAAGAUGUUGCCGAGAAGGACAUGGACAGCGAGAUGAAGGACAUGAAGGACGCAAAAGAUGACAAGGGAAUGAAGGAUAUGAAGGCUUUCAAGAUGGACAAAAGCGAGAAGGAUGCCAAGGAUAUGAAAAUGCCUAAGGACAAGUACAAACUGAAGGAUCAAAAGGAAAAAGCACCUAAAAAGGAGAAAGUUAUCAAGGUACAGAAUCACAACUAGAAGAGGUACAUGUUAAAUUAUCAAGGUAUCGAAUUACAAAUAGAAGAGGUGGUACAUGUUUAAUUAUCAAUAUCAAGGUAUCGAAUUACAAAUAGAAGAGGUGGUACAUGUUUAAUUAUCAAUAUCAAGGUAUCGAAUUACAAAUAGAAGAGGUGGUACAUCUUUAAUUAUCAAUAUCAAGGUAUCGAAUUACAACCUAGUAGAGGCAGCACAUGUUUAUAUUAAUUCAUAGUACAAGAAGUCUUCACAAUAUUAACUCUGCUUCAUCUGGUACUGCUACUGGUUCUUCACUCACUCACUCACUCACUCACUCACUCACUCACUCACUCACUCACUCACUCACUCACUCACUCACUCACUCACUCACUCGCCCACUCAUACCAAACUACAGCCGGUGAAGAAGACUGGAGGCAAGGGUAAGAAGCGCGCAGCCACUCGCGAGAGCUGGAACAGUUACAUUCAUAAGGUCUUGAAGUCUGUCCAUGACGACAACUGCACGCUUAGUUCGAAGGCUAUGGUGGUGUUGGAUUCUUUCGCACACGAUCUCUUCGACCGCCUCUCCCGCGAAGCCAUCAAGCUCCUUCGCAUCAACAACAAGAAGACCCUCACGAGCAUGGAAGUGCAGACUGCUGCGCGACUUGUGCUUCCUGGUAUCCUACAACCUCCUCUUAAUUUAUAGAAGUGUAAGUACUAGUAGAAGUAGAAGAGUAGUGUACUAGUUAUGAAAGAAAAAAUUGCACUCACACUCAAAAAAAGUGGCUAUUUUCCUACUUAAAUCCUAGCCAAUUUCUUGAGUGUGAGUGCACUUUUUCGUUUCAUACUAGUAGACAUAGUUGUACUAGUACAACUGUUGUAAGUCUAAGAACAUUGUAAAUUAUAUUGUGGUGUACUGAAGAACAACGACUAAUCCCGGUGGUUUCAAAUGACCAGGUGACUUGUGCAAGCACGCGAUUCAAGAUGGAACGAAGGCGGUCGCCAAGUACUCGCAAAGUACUCAGCAUUUGCGAGGAGAGUAAAAGCUGCAGGUCUUGUUGGUUGCUUUCAAAAACAAAAAUUUCAAAAAACUAAAAAUAAACAGGUAAGCAAAUCAUGAGUCAAACGAUCACUAUACUUUUACAAUUACUACGGAAGAACCAGCAGGAGCACAACAUCAUGAACCUAACUAGCUACAUCACACCAAUUACCAGCAUUGGAUCAUACACUUGUUACACGAUACUAGUAACUGUAACGCAUAAAUGGUUGUUGAAACGAAGACGACCGAUAACGUCGAAGAACGUAAUUUCAAAAUUUUUAUGUAAGGGUAAUAACUAAGGAGAAUAUAAUUUUUAUGUAGUUGAAUGAUGAUCUUACAACAUGGGGCUCGAUGUGCAGGUCCCAUACCUAACCUAUCUACAGCAGCAGUCGAUCUUACAUGUGAGGGUUGCUUCAGGUCCUCGCUCCUCGUACUAAAGCUACACUUUCAAAUAUAACGACUUUUACAAAUUGAAAUUUGGGGGACAACAAUUUCGACGAAGUAGCACAAGCACCACGAGAACCAGCGUAAUAUGCCAGAUAGGGGGAGGGCUAUUCGCAUAGUGGAAUUUUAGAGCUAGAAGAGGAAGUAGAAUUAUAACCUAGGUGCUUCCAUCAUAAGGGCAAACCUCAAGUACAAGGUACAGAAAAAUAGUGGACCUUCUUCUUCUACUCGAUGAAAAACAAGAUGCGCAACCCCUGCUUGGUCUCGCUCGUGGUGGAUUCCAUGGCCAGACACUAAGACUUUUCGCAACUUCUUUACCAUGCAGAGUGCGACUUAACUGCUAUGAGGCGACAUGCAAAAAGUAGUAGUGAGGAAAUCUUCUAUACCCCUGGAGUGGGUACAUUCAUUCAUUCAUUCAUUCAUUCAUUCAUACGUGUUAGAGCACUACAAG
This is a messenger RNA of Amoebophrya sp. A25, 2531 nucleotides long. The record is from the annotation of a GenBank genome assembly. NCBI's taxonomy places the organism in Eukaryota, Dinophyceae, Syndiniales, Amoebophryaceae.